Messenger RNA from Neoarthrinium moseri, 1068 nucleotides. RefSeq lists its product as uncharacterized. The record is from RefSeq and is a predicted model, not a curated record. Gene Ontology annotation, molecular function: 3-beta-hydroxysteroid 3-dehydrogenase (NADP+) activity. The transcript is spliced from 3 exons. NCBI's taxonomy places the organism in Eukaryota, Fungi, Ascomycota, Sordariomycetes, Amphisphaeriales, Apiosporaceae. The coding region runs from base 1 to 1068 and encodes 355 amino acids. Gene Ontology annotation, cellular component: endoplasmic reticulum membrane; lipid droplet; mitochondrial outer membrane.
AUGGGUCGCACAGGCACAAUCCUUCUCACCGGUGCCAACGGUGGAUUAGGUAGUGCAAUCGUUUCUGCUAUUCUCUCCGAUUCUCACAUAGCGCAAGCUCACCAUGGGUUGUACGCCGUUCGCAGCAUCGACAGUGCGAGCAGCGUCCGGGCGGUACUUCAGACUUCCAAUGGCGAGGGUCAUGCACACGAUCUUGUUCCACUGGACCUCGCAAGCCUUUCCAAUGUGCACUCAACCGCGGAGCAGAUCAAUCGUAGAGUAGCAGCCGGCGAGAUCCCGCCGAUUCGUGCCCUGAUUCUCAAUGCUGGCUGGCAAGAGUACACGACGCAUACGCUGACUAACGAUGGCUUUGACAUGGCAUUCCAGGUGAACUAUCUGGGCCACUUCCUGCUGACACUGCUCCUGCUACAGAGCCUGGAUAAGGAGCAUGGGAGAAUCGUGGUGCUGGGAAGCUGGUCACAUGACACCGCAGAUCCAAGGAACGCCACUGGUCCCCAGGGUAAAGUAUACACCCGAGAUGGGUACAAGACGAUCUUCACAAGCGACCCCUGGAACGGGGAGGACAUGGCCAGAGGGAAGUGGAGCUCCGCAGAGAAGCACCCGGGCGACAUCGAGGCCGGGUUCCGGAGGUACGGGGCCUCGAAGCUAUGCGAGGUUAUGAUGAUGCGUGAGUUCUCGCGGCGGGUCGAGUCCGACCAGUCUCUCUCUCGCGUGGCUGUCCUGGGCGUGGACCCGGGCGCGAUGCCAUCCAGCCUGGGCUCGCGCGGGACCUUAACGCUGAGGAUGAUCUUCAAGCUCGUCAUGCCGCUGCUGAAUCCCAUCGCGAGCGCCCUGCAGCCCAACGGCAUGCUCCGCACCACCAAGAAGUCGGCUGGCGACGUGAUCAGGGCGUGUUUUGAUUCCGAGACUCUGGGCGACAGGCCGAACGGCGUCUACCUAGAUGGCUCCCAAGUAGGCGACGUCGGAGCCGAGGCCAAGGAUCGGGAGAAGUGCGAGAGGUUGUGGAGGGCGAGUCUGGUGUGGGCUGGGGUGAAGGAGGGGGACACGGUGUUGGGAGACUGGAGGUAA